UGAGCUGGCGAUGCUGCUCUCUAUGGCUCAGAGCAACCCAGCGCUGUUCCAGAUGAUCUCAGACAGGGGGACAAUUGCGAGGCAGUUAGACAGACUCAGCAAACUGAAAGACCUGAUGGAGAUUAGCCAGGAAGAGCUGAAAACCAAACAGGCCGAGGAGUGGACCGGCUGGAUCACACGCUAUAGGAAGCGUCUGGCCCUUGAGCUGGAAGGCCAGAGUGAUGUGCAGGCCGUGCAGGAGGAGAGGGUGAGGGUGAUGGACAGCACCAACCCCCGUGUGAUACUCAGGAACUACAUUGCCCAGAAUGCAAUUGAGGCGGCUGAGAAUGGAGACUUUUCUGAGGUCCAGCGGGUGCUCAAGGUUCUGCAGAAGCCUUUUUCUUCACAGCCAGGUCUGGAGCUUCCUGCAUGGGUGGGUGGAGGCGAGGGCACCGGACAGGCAGAGAGGGACGAAGGAGAGGAGCAACAGCAAGAGGCGGCGUCUACAUCUACAGCCAGAAAUCCUGUCCCCUAUGACAGCAAGCCCCCGGCUUGGGCCCGUGAAAUCUGUGUCACGUGAUCUUCAUAAUAACUUCCUUGAUCGUUAGCUUUUCUGCCUAAAAUGAUGAGAGAGUUUAUUUUUCUUAUUUUUUUGUAUCCAGUCACUGUAAAACUUUCUCUCUUACUUUGGCAGGCAGCGUCAGGGAAGUUAGAAUGAGGCACCGCACCCCACAGGCCACCUAGCUGUACCAAAGCAGACAGGGAAUAAGUUGAGUUUGGUGGUAUAAAAAUGUGACGGAAGCCGUGCAGUGAGUAAACCUCACUCCACGACACCUUAAGAGACGCACUGGCGACCGGCGCUAGCGCUUGUGGGUUUUUAGCCUCCUCGUCAGCGGGUCCGCCUCCCGUACCCGAGGUCGCUGGCUCGAGUCAGGAACUGUUCUUGGGAGCAGCCGGAUACAAAUACAUAGAAUUACAAAUAUGAUGCUGGGAAAGGGCUUUAAUGUGAUUAUUUUCUUCCAUAGCUAUACAAAUCAACAUUGAAAGAUAUCAGUGUUUAACAUAUAAAGAAAUCAGACAUCAUAUGAGCUGUGUUCCUCAUGCAUUCCUGCAGAGGGCAUUUGUGCUUCAAACGAGGGGUUGCCUAGGUCACCCAUAAAUCCAUGGUAACAUUUUUUUACGGUAGAAUUUUUGUAGAUGCUCCUGAAUGCAAGACGCAUUAAGUUCAGGGCGGGGACCCGUUUAUGAAAUAUCUGGCAUGCAACCAAAGACAUAAAAAAUUGUUUGUCUUGUUCCCUGCCUGCUUGGUGUUCAGCUAGCUACUAAUGAUGACUCAGACAACAAGUCCUACAGUGACCUGUCUGACUCUGACAAACAGUGGGGUGUCACCUCAACUUAUACCAAAUAUUUCUGUGUGAGAGUGAGUGAGUGAUUGGGAGAAAGAGAGGUUGUUCGGGGGUAUGUAUUUGGGAGAGUGAUUGCUCUUGAUCCAAUAAGCCGCAAUAGAAAAACACGCACAAUAUAUAUUCUCCUGUAAUAGAAAACAUUGCCUUUUGCCACUGUCAUAGCAUCACUUUAUAUGCACAGAGCCACAAACAUCACUUACCACUUUUUGCUACUAAAUAUGUUCAGAAAGCAUCUAAACAAAACUACAGUAAAUGUCGAGAUAAGGAAAAGUGGAAACUGCAGGUUAGAUUUGACUGUUUUGGUUGGGCUGUGAGUCAAACUUCUAAGGGGAAGUAGAUUGCGCCACAAAUGAGAUGCUAUCAAGUAUGGUUUUGUUGAAGGGGGAAAACCCAUUCACCAUUCAUGAAUCUGUGUGAAGUGAUCAUCACUUGCUCUGUUUGAACCAGGAUCAUUCUUGUUUGUUUGGUAAAUUAAUUGAGAUUUGUUGUCAUUUCAUGUAUUAAAACUGGACUUCCACAUGAAAAAGGACAUAAAUGGAAAUUAGAUUAUGUAGCCUAUCAGAGUUGUAUGUUUCCCUAAGAAAUAUGAAAUAUAUGGUUGAGCUCUCCCUCAGUUAUAGCCUUAAUAUGUCCUAAUAAACUGAGCAGUCAAUA
Molecule: messenger RNA, 2039 nt
Organism: Micropterus salmoides (largemouth bass)
Lineage: Eukaryota; Metazoa; Chordata; Actinopteri; Centrarchiformes; Centrarchidae
Product: protein adenylyltransferase SelO-1, mitochondrial-like
Source: RefSeq, a predicted model, not a curated record